Messenger RNA from Trifolium pratense (red clover), 1280 nucleotides. Its product is annotated as carboxymethylenebutenolidase homolog. The coding region runs from base 197 to 1144 and encodes 315 amino acids. The transcript is spliced from 3 exons. The record is from RefSeq and is a predicted model, not a curated record. Lineage: Eukaryota; Viridiplantae; Streptophyta; Magnoliopsida; Fabales; Fabaceae. Gene Ontology annotation, molecular function: hydrolase activity.
AUGGAGGUAUUAUCAGAUACUUUUACUUAAAAAAAUAAGUUCCCGAGAUGGCGUAAGAGUUAAGUUUGUUUGUUUUUGAUGCUUUCGGAUUGGUUUACACUUACACUUACACUUACAGCCACACACAAAAAAAAAAGCAAGAUAUUUAUUGAUUGAUUAUUGAGAGAGGUGGGCAGCAAGCAGUAAACGAAUUAAGAUGGGGCCAGCAGCAGCAGCAACAAGUGGAGCAAGUUUUUGCGUUUGUGCUGCAUCAUCAUCAUCAUCAUCAUCAAGCUUCGCAAAGCCUCUCCUCCAUCCUCGUUCGUCACUGCCAUUUCCUUCCAAGACCAUUAUAUAUAAAAAGUGCAAAUUGAAUCUUCAAACCUCAGUUCAAGAUACUGCAGACUCAAAAGUAUCAUGUAGCGUACUGAAUGUGGAAAGUGGGAUAAAUGAUGACGCAUGUGAAUUAGUCAGUGGAGAGGAGCUUUCGCUGGAGGAUGGCGAUGAUAAUAUUCAUGCUUAUCUGUUCAAGGCAGUCAAGAAUAAUAAUGGAACUGGCCUAUUGCUUCUUUCAGAUAUUUAUGGUUUUGAGGAUUCCUUCACAAGAGAUUUUGCGUAUCGGGUAGCUUGCAAUGGUUUCAACAUUCUAGUUCCAGACUUAUUUCGCGGAAAUCCAUGGACAAAGGACCAGCCAAACACUCUGUUUGAACAGUGGAUUGCUAGACAUAACCCUGAGAGGAUUGCAAAAGACAUUACUGCAUGGACAGAAUGGCUGGCUGAUGAAUUCAUGACUGCAGGAGUUUCCAAAAAACUUGGCAUAAUUGGUUUUUGCUUUGGAGGUGGUCGAGUGUUAGAGGUGCUAGCCCAAGACCAAGGUGCUUGUUUUGGUACUGGAAUCUCCUUUUAUGGUACAAAGAUAGAUCCCCUUAUUGCUUCUGAUGUAAAAGUUCCUGUCUUGUUUAUUUUAGGGGACAAUGACCCAUUUUGUACUGUAAAUGAGAUAAAAAAUAUUCAAAUGAAAAUUGAUAGAGGCUCCAAAGUAGUGAUAUUCCCAGGUAGAGGUCAUGGAUUUGCCCACCGACCUGGAUCUCUGGAAGAUGAUGAUGAUGCUGAACAAGCCUAUGUAAUCAUGAGAGAUUGGAUAUAUGAAAAUUUGGUGGUGUAAAAAUUAAAUGCUUUCAGACUAUGUAAAUAACUGUAUCAGCAUUUGCGACUUAACAUGCAUAUGAUUUUUGAGGUUGUAAUGAACUUUCCUAUACAUUGUUUUGUGAUCAUUAUGAAUCCAAUUUUAUUUUACUUUA